AGCAGGCUUUGUCGCUGACAGAUUCGCCCCGGCCUCGUCCGAUCCGUACCAUCUCGUGGAUCGUUGUGGGUCCACCAUUCAUAGCCCUUGCUGUAAGUUGUUCGCGAAGUCGACAUUAGAACAACCUUCUACGUUCAAACAACUUAUGCGUACCUUCUCAUAUGCUGCUUUCCGGUUCUCGUCGUUGGCUCACUUUCACCCACAGAACAGAUGUCGCAAAUGGCAGGUACUCUCUGUGUCGUGUCCAGUUCCUCACCCCGAUGCGUGAGCCCACGUCAACCUACCAUGUAACAACCCAGGAGAGGCAGAGUAUCCGACGUGGCUACGCCGAAGUCUUCGAGGUGAACCCCUGGAUGCAUGCUGGUUAUUAGCGAGGCAUUUACCGGUCAGAGAGUGAACUCUGUUCCUUCUGCGCGUGGAGAAUGUGACGCAAAGGUGCUCGGACAGUUGUUCAAUACGUGAUAGUCCACAAAACCAACCGGAGCGUAGAUUCCCGUCGCAGAUGGUGAUCAGCAGUAGCGGUUAACAGACCACCUAUGACUGCAUUUGCGGGACGUGAGUUGGUUUUCAACGGUAGAUACGGUCAGGGAUCUUGCCUGCUCUUCGUCCGUUGAAAACCAAGUGUCGAGUCGGUGAGAACGG
Messenger RNA from Fomitopsis serialis, 642 nucleotides. RefSeq lists its product as uncharacterized. The coding region runs from base 162 to 371 and encodes 69 amino acids. The record is from RefSeq and is a predicted model, not a curated record. Lineage: Eukaryota; Fungi; Basidiomycota; Agaricomycetes; Polyporales; Fomitopsidaceae. The transcript has 2 exons.